Molecule: messenger RNA, 30375 nt
Organism: Coregonus sp. 'balchen'
Lineage: Eukaryota; Metazoa; Chordata; Actinopteri; Salmoniformes; Salmonidae
Source: the annotation of a GenBank genome assembly
UACAUCAGUGUGUUGGGCAGGGUUUGGGAAUUAACGGGCGUACUGUAGCAGUUAUUUUAAUCACUUCGAUCAAAACAAACAGUGAUUUAUCGACUACACUUCAGGUAAGCAAUAAUAUUUUUUUACAUACCACUCAUAUCCCCAUUUGUUUUUAUUUUUAUGCAAGGGAAAGCUGCCUAGAUAGUGACUAGCUAUCUGAAAUUCCGACAGGGAGGGAGAGCAGGGAAGGAAGGUAUCGGAAUUACACCCACUGGUCCAAAGCAGAAGUGCGUAGCGGGUUAGCUAGCUAGCUGGUUAUUAUCGCUAAUUAAGUUAUUAUUCUCUAAUACAAUAUAUAAGUGGAUGAGAGCAUAUAACGUGCUUUCAAUAAAGCUAAACUGUUCAAUCAAGUUUCUGCGAGUCAGCUUACUUGAUUUUGCCAGAGCUCGCGCUAGGUGUGUCAGCUAGACAAGCAAGCGUCACAUUCAGACCAGGAUCUGUCAUUCCUCCCCUGUUUCUAACCAGCUGGUUAGCUAGCAGCAACUAACCAGCUAAUAGAAAACUAUUAGAAGUAGCCUUUCUGCUAUAUCACUCAAGAGCCAUAUAGCUUGAUAGCUUCCAGUCAUGAAGACUGGUUUACUAAUCUUAUUAUGGAAGCCAGGGAUGUAGAGAGAAAUCCACCUACUUGGAGAGACUGACUCGUGUAAAGGUGAGCUCAGCAAAGGCAAGCUGCAUUUAUCCUCAGUAAAGCUGUCCUGUAACUGAUGCUUUAGUCAGCUAGCUAGAUAUUUGAGUUUCAAUAAUAGCAACCAUUCCUUAAUCCUCAGUCAUUACUUGAACCAGUCUAUCUAGUUGACUUAGACACCUAUACUAUAUAUGGUAAUCAGCAAGAUUCGCUUAAAAGUAACAGGUAACUUGGCUUCGUUUCAAUAUUAAUUUAUUAUAAUACGUGUAUUACGAUCUGGAGAUAGUCGUUUUACAGAGAGUUAAUAUCAGCAAGAUACAGCAUCAUGCUCGCGUUGUUUUGGUCUGACACCCCGAGGGGGAGGAGUGUCCGUGGCUACGUCACCACGGAUCUGCCAUUCUUCUUUUACAUGGAUGGCUCCAGACCAGACUGGCCUUAUCGUUCAACAUGCGUUUUGAUAUUGGGACUUGAAUUUAGAAAUUAAUUGAAUUGAUUGGGGCAGUUCAAAAGACCUGGUAGACUCAGACUUUGUGAUAAAGGCACAAUAUUCAGAAAGUACCCAUGGCAAUUCUCUCUCCCUAGAGCCUCCUGCUGUUCCCUUAUUCUACCAUCCAUGGCCAUGUAAUACUGUCUGGGUAAUAAUGAAUGAAUAAUGUGGCCCCAUUAAUGGCACCAUCACUCCUUUCACACCCUCUUCACACACAGUCACACCCGCCACAGUCAUAGCUGAUGUGUGAUGAGUGUUCUGGCACCAAAUGAGUGCUGUUCAUUUGAAGAUGAAUGGAUAACUGAUUGUCUUGAUAAUAAAAGUUGAUGCACCUUUUUUAUUUUGCGAGGGUUUACCCACCUUUUGCGGAAAAAGGCAUUGAAAGUAUAGGGUCUGUUACUUUAUUAAUCGUGAACUGCGAUCAGUUUACCUACUAUUUAAAAAAACCUCUACAUCACUGGAUGUGACUGUGGUCAAACUCGUGUUGAGUUGCGUCCAACAUUCAGUUUUAGUGUCUCUACGCCCAUAGGGAAGACAAGGAACAAGUAGCCAAUGUUCCCAAGCUACACCCUGACUGGAUGAGGGAUGGGACGGGAGUAUCUCUACAUAGAGGAUGGCUGUUCUUCUCUGCUCUGUUUAUGACCAUUUAGUCAUGUCAUUCUGGAGCUCUUAGUCACUAGUCAGGCCUGUCCAGAAACAAGCACCAGUCUGGAAUUAUAAUGGAGUUAUAAUGAUGCUGUUUCCUGUGUGUGUGUGUACACUGUAAGUUUGAAGUGCUGCAGGGUAGGUUUGGAAUGUCUUGACUUCCUGUCAACUGUGUGUUUGGCCUUAAACUGACCUGCUGCUUCCUGGCUAGAGGCCAGGGGUCUCUCAUUUUCUCUCUCUUCCUCUUUCUCUUUCUCUUUCUCUGUCUGUCUGUCUGUCUGUCUGUCUGACUGACUGACUGACUGACUGACACACAGACACACAGACACACACACACACACACACACACACAGACACACAGACACACACACACACACACAGAGACACACACACACUGUUACACUGUUACUGUCCAGAGCUGGUCAAUACCUGGGGAGAUAACAGGCAUUGUAAACCAAUCUUUAUAGGGUUGAUAAGAGCAUUUUCUCUGUUCAUAUUUGGCUUAUGCAUAUUAUAUUUUCAGCUCAAUAAUGAGCAUCAUAAUGAAUUGCAUGUCAUUUUUGUGAACUUAAUGAAAUCUAUUAAGACCUAUUCUGUGUCUUGUGUCUCCCAGGCCUCGGCCUCAAGGUGGGGCAGAGCAAAGUGGGUGGUGGGGCAGGAAGGCCCAGCCCCCCAUCCUGACAAGAGGCCAGCUUCUGCUCCAGUAGCCCAUAGCCCCUUCAGGACCGAGCAGGGACCAUGAGCACAGGCAAGCCCAGUGGAAUCAAGCCUCCCAGCAAGAUAAGCAGGCCAACUGGGUUACCAACACGCACCUCCCCUUCUUCUGGUAAGAAUCAGCUGCAGGGCUCAUUGUGUGUGUGUGUGUGUGUGUAUGUGUGUUGUUGCUGCUACUACUGCUGAUGAUGAUGAUUGUUUUUCCAGCUGCUCCAAAGCCUGUUCCUCCUGAGAAUUCUCCCACCCAGGAUGGAGCAAUGGAUUACCAGGUGGGGGAGAAGGUGUGGGUCAACGGCAACAAGCCAGGAUACGUCCACUUCCUGGGGGGCACGCAGUUUGCCCCAGGUCAGUGGGCCGGCAUCGUCCUGGAGGAGGCCAUCGGAAAGAACGACGGGUCGGUGGCGGGGGUCCAGUACUUCCAGUGCGAGGAUGGCAGAGGUAUAUUCACACGGCCCUCCAAGCUGACCAAGACAGCCAUGCCAGAGAUGGAGGCCAACUGUGGACAGCCUAACCCUGGCGAGACAGGAGCAGACUCCCCUACCAUUGCUGCUGCUGGGGCUGCUACUACCACUGGUAACAGCACCAAGACACCGCUGAGUAGAACCGUGACGGGCAGUGGGUCAGUGUCCAACCUCUCUGAGACGGACUCAGCCAAGAAGACCAGAAGUGAACUGAGACUGGGAGACCGCGUGCUGGUGAGUGUGUGUGUGUGUGUGUGCUUCUGGCUCACAAAUGUGUUAACUCACAGCUCUUGUUCCUUCUCUACCCCCUCCCUCUCUAUCUCUCCGUCUUUCUCCCUCUCCAGGUGGGGGGUAAUAAGGCAGGGGUGGUGAGGUUCAUGGGGGAGACAGAGUUUGCCAAGGGGGAGUGGUGUGGAGUGGAGCUGGACGAACCACUUGGGAAGAAUGAUGGAGCCGUGGCUGGAUCCAGGUUAGAUAUGUGACACACAGGUUUAUUAUCCGUGGUUAAAGAUGUACCUGUAGAAAAAGUAUUUUUAAAAUAAUGAUAACGAUUAAAAACAUGUCCUUCUCUAAUGAUUCAAGUGUCAUGCAAUUCAGUGGUUAAAGCUUGACCUGUAUAGAGAUAGUCUUAAAAAUUAUAUGUAUUAAGAAUCUGUCUUUUUCAUAUAAUUCAGGUGUGUUCUGGAUUUUUGACAUCCUCUGAUAUCCCUUUCAAAUGUCUCCAGGUAUUUCCAGUGCCUGCCGCGGUACGGCCUGUUUGCGCCGGUCCACAAGGUGACUCGUAUCGGCUUCCCCAGCACCCUGGCUAAAGCCAAGGCCUCCUCACGGAGACGCUCCGCCAUGAAGAGGAGUCCUAGCGCCUCCUCCAUGAGCUCCCUGAGCUCUGUCACGUCCUCUGUUAGUGGGAAACCCAGCCGUGCUGGCCUGGUGAGACACACACAUACACGCUACUGCAAAUACACACACACACACACACACACACACACACACACACACACACACACACACACACACACACACACACACACACACACAGACACACAGCGUUCUCUAUCUUCUCCCUGCACUCUCUUCUCUCUACUUGUGUCUGUCUUAUCUGAAUGUGCCCUCUCUAUCUCUUGCCCUCUAGCUGACCGAGACCUCGUCGCGGUAUGCACGUAAGAUCUCUGGCACUACAGCGCUACAGGAAGCCCUGAAGGAGAAGCAGCAGCACAUCGAGCAGCUAUUGGCCGAGAGGGACAUGGAACGCGGGGAGGUCGCCAAGGCAACCAGCCAUGCUGGGGAUGUGCAGCAAGAACUGUCACUGCUCACGAAUGUUCAGGAGCAGGUGAGGGGAGAAAGCACAGGCAACACACACACACACACACACACACAGAAAAAUACAAUACACAUGUGGAAUAUCCGUCUCCCACCCAGGCUUUAUGUAGUUGACCAUUGAAAAGUAUGACCUAUAGCAAACCAUGUCAUGUCAUGAUUGUGUGUGUUUGUGUGUGUGCGUGCGCACAUGUGCGUGCGUGUGUGUUAGUAUGCUAUGGAGAUGGAGGCUAAGCUAGACCAACUGCGUAAACUGGUGGAGACGGCAGACAGAGACAAGGUGGAGCUGCUUAACCAACUGGAGGAGGAGAAGAGGUGGGUGGUGGUGUGUGUGUGUGUGUGUGAGGGAGGGAGGGUAAUGAGAAUUGUAGUAAAUGGAGGGGGUAUAUUGGUUGGUUAGGUCAGUAUUGUUCUCUAUGUUAGUAUUUGAAUGUGCAUCGUUUGGAAAGCAUUGCUGUUUUUAGAUGCCUGGUAUGGGAUAGAGCCUGGGAUGUUGGAGGAGAGGAUGACACUUUCUACCUGUCUGACAGGAAAGUGGAAGACCUGCAGUUCACUGUGGAGGAAGCUUGCAUCACUAAAGGUGACCUAGAGGUAAAUAAAUGAUUCAGUACUCUGUACACACACACACCUGCUAACAGAACCCAGACAGUGUUAUUUUACAUAAUGAAAUACCACGUAGAGCUGAUGUAAUGUUGUUACACAGUUGUUAGACCUUUCAUAUUUCAACCCCUCAUGAAACACUGAUGCAGAAUUCCUUCAUAUCAGCUACUUCAUUUGGUCUAUCAUAUACAUCAUUCCCUCAUCUGUACUGUGUCAUGACUCAAUGUCUUGUUCUAUGGCACACCCUUUAUACACUCAGAGAACAAUGCUGGGUGUGUAUAAAAUAUAGAUUCACCAGUUGACCACGGCUCUCUCGUCAUCUCUCAUUGGUUAGCUCAAGUUCUCUCACUCAUCUGAUUGGUUACCUGAAGCUCUCUCACUCUCAUCCGAUUGGUUAGCUUAAAAUCUUUCUCAUAGUCUCUCUUCGAUAUAGCUACUUCAUAAAUGUCCUCUACUCUGUCAGAGUUCCGGUUCAGUAGCUCCAGCAGUUUGAGGAUGUGCUUCUUUUUACCCGUAUUCUCAACCCACUACAGUGUACAUGUUGGCAUGGUGGUGAGUUCAUUGUACUCACAAUACUCUGCUUUUGAUUGUGGCUUUUGCUGCUGUAUUAAUAAAGAUACUGAUGAUAUUCUCAAUAAUUCUAUCAAGGCUUUUGGUUAUCCACACAUUCUUUCAUUCAUUCAAUUCAAUUCUUCAUCUGAUCAUCUAUUCCUUUAAUGUCGUUCAUUUCUCAGCUCUCAUCAAUUCACUCAUUCAUGAGUUCAUUCAUUUGUUUUCUUUCGCUAUUUCAUUUGCUCAAGUUUCUUCCGCCCAGUACCCUACCCUGAACUUUAGUCACUGUUACUAGCCGGCGACCACCUGGUAGUCAACCCUGCACCUGAGAGACUGCUGCCCUAUGUACAUAGUCAUUCAACACUGGUCACUUUUUAAAACUUUUUUUUUUUUAAUCACAUUUUUAGAUUUUUUGUAAUAUUUAUUUUGUGGUAUCCAAUUGGUAGUAGUUACAGUCCCUGUCCCAUCGCUGCAACCCCCGUACGGACACGGGAGAGGCGAAGGUCGAGAUUCAUGCGUCCUCCGAAACACAACCCAACCAAGGAAGCCAGCCGCACCAAUGUGUAGGAGGAAACACCGUACACCUGGUGACUGAGUCAGCGUGCACUGCGCCCGGCAGGGGUCGCUAUAGCGCGAUGGGACAUGGACAUCCCUGCCGGCCAAACCCUCCCCUACCCUGGACGACGCUGGGCCAAUUGUGCGCCCAUUAUUCUUUUCAACAUUCUUCAAGCUCUGUCAAAUUGGUUGUUGAUCAUUGCUGGACAACCAUUUUCAGGUCUUGCAAUAGAUUUUCAAGCAGAUUUAAGUCAAAACUGUAACUUUGCCACUCAGGAACAUUCACUGUCUUCUCGGUAAGCAACCCCAGUGUAGAUUUGGCCUUGUGUUUUAGGUUAUUGUCCUGCUGAAAGGUGAAUUCAUCUCCCAGUGUCUGGUGGAAUGCAGACUGAACCAGGUUUUCCUCUAGGAUUUUGCCUGUGCUUGCUCCCUUCAGUUUAAUUUUUUAUCCUGAAAAACUCCCCUGUCCUUAAUGAUUACAAGCAUACGAGUAACAUGAUGCAGCCACCACUAUGCUUGAAAAUAUGGAGAGUGGUACUCAGUAAUGUGUUGUAUUAGAUUUGCCCCAAACAUAACACUUUGUAUUCAGGACAAAAAGUGAAUUGCUUUGCCACAUUUGGUGCAGUAUUUAUUACUUUAGUGCCUUGUUGCAAACAGGAUUCAUAUUUUUGAAUAUUUUUAUUCUGUACAGGCUUGCUUCUUUUCACUCUGUCAAUUAGGUUAGUAUUGUGGAGUAUCUACAAUGUUGUUGAUCCAUCCAGUUUUCUCCUACCACAGCCAUUCAACUCUGUAACUGUUUUAAAGUCACCAUUGGCUUCAUGGUGAAAUCCCUGAGCAGUUUCCUUCCUCUCCGGCAACUCAGUUAGGAAGGACGCCUUUCUCUUUGUAGUGACUGGUUGUAUUGAUUUUUUUUUUCAUCUACCAAUAGGUGCCCUUCUUUGCGAAGCAUUGGAAAACCUCCCAGGUCUUUGUGGUUGAAUCUGUAUUUGAAAUUCACUGCUCGACUGAGAGACCUUACAGAUAAUUGUAUGUUUGGGGUACAGAGAUGAGGUAGUCAUUCAAAAAAACAUGUUAAACACUAUUAUUGCGCAAUAAGCUGGUUGAGAGAAUGCCAAGAGUGUGCAAAGCUGUCAUCAAGGGUGGCUAUUUUGAAGAAUCUAAAAUCUAAAAUAUAUUUAGAUUUGUUUAACACUUUUUUGGUUACUACAUGAUUCCAUAUGUGUUAUGUCAUAGUUUUGAUGUCUUCACUAUUAUUCUACAAUGUAGAAAAUAGUAAAAAUAAAGGAAAACCCUUGAAUGAGUAGGUGUGUCCAAACUUUUGACUGGUACUGUAUAUAUACACUAUUUAUACAAAAGUAUGUGGACACCCCUUCAAAUUAGUGGAUUUGGCCAUUUCAGCCCUGCUAGAGCUGCCCGGGUCAACUGUAAGUGCUGUUAUUGUGAAGUGGAAACGUCUAGGAGCAACAACGGCUCAGCCGCGAAGUGGUAGGCCACACAAGCUCACAGAAUGGAACCGGCAAGUGCUGAAGCACGGGGCGCGUAAAAAUUGCCUGUCCUCGGUUGCAACACUUACUACCGAGUUCCAAACUGCCUCUGGAAGCAACGUCAGCAUUUGGAUUCUGGACUUUGGAGCAGUGGAAAAGCAUUCUCUGGAGUGAUGAAUCACGCUUCACCAUCUGGCAGUCCGACGGACUAAUCUGGGUUUGGGGAUGCCAGGUGAAUGCUACCUGCCCCAAUGCAUAGUGCCAACUAAAGUUUGGUGGAGGAGGAAUAAUGGUCUGGGGCUGUUUUUCAUGGUUCGGGCUAGGCCCUUUAGUUCCAGUGAAGGGAAAUCUUAACGCUACAGCAUACAAUGACAUUCUAGACGAUUCUGUGCUUCCAACUUUGUGGCAACAGUUUAUGGAAGGCCCUUUCCUGUUUCAGCAUGACAAUGCCCCCGUGCACAAAGCGAGGUCCAUACAGAAAUGGUUUGUUGAGAUUGGUGUGGAAGAACUUGACUGGCCUGCACAGAGCCCUGACCUCAACCCCAUCGAACACCUUUGGGAUGAAUUGGAACACUGACUGAGAGCCAGGCCUAAUCGCCCAACAUUAGGCCUAACAUGCCCGACCUCACGAAUGCUCUUGUGGCUGAAUGGAAUCAAGUCCCCGCAGAAAUGUUCCAACAUUUAGUGGAAAGCCUUCCCAGAAGAGUGGAGGCUGUUAUAGGGGACCAACUCCAUAUUAAUGCCCAUGAUUUUGGAAUGAGAUAUUCGACAGGCAGUUGUCCACAUACUUUUGGUCAUGUAGUGUAUAUGUGUGUGUAUAUAUAUAUAUAUAUAUAUAUAUUUAUCAGGGGAUGCUGCAGCACCCUCAGCACCCCUACUUCCCAGCGGCUAUGCUGACAUUGCUCGUUGUAAUAUUUCUAGAUUUUUUAAAUUCCUUUCUUAAAUUAUUUGUGUUUUUCGUGUAUUGUUCAGUAUUACUGCACUGUUGGAGCUAGGAACAUAAGCAUUUCGCUACACACGCGAUAACAUCUGCAAAAUAUGUCUACGCGACCAAUCAAAUUAGAUUUUUACAUUCUUGUUUUUUCUUCAUUUUUUCCAUCCUUCGCCUUCUUAUUAAGAGCUCUCUCAUCUUUUCUUGACACGUCUCUUCUCUUUUCACAUCCUUUCAUCUUGUCUCGCCUCCGCACCCUCUCUUCUCCUUGCUCAUGAAGAGGAUGAUGUCACAAAGCCUUCAUCUAUCUCUCUCUCUCUCUCUACCUCCCUCUGGCGCUUACAGAAGAGAAAGAAGGAUAAAGCGAUGAUGUCACUGAUUGCAAGAUCUCGUCAAGAAAGUGUUAGAGCACUGGGAACCAAAGUGAAGAGAACCGAAUCCACCAGAUGGAGCGGUCCUUAAAAUAGAUCCAAGCAGAUCCAUAAAUACACUAGACAGAGUUUGGCAAACUCAAUUAAUCCAAGUUGCCAGACAAAUGCUUAGAAUGAUUAGAACUUAAUCUUCAUUUAGCUCUUGGAGCCAACAUGGAGGCUAGUUAGCAAAACUCUGUGACUCAACCAACCAAAGACCCAAACAGAGGUAGUUAGGGUGGGGCUCAGUCUCAUAGAGGAGAACUUAAGCGGCAUUCAGGCUGUCUCAAAUGGCACAAUAUUCCCUAUAUGUCUCUUUUUAUAUGGGUCUGGUCAUUGAGGAUUUGGCUUAAUAGAAUUGUUGGAAUAGAAUGGAACCCACUGGAAUAAAACAUUUGGCUCUCAUAUGCACCUCCUACUUUCUGGUCUCUGCUAUGACAUCAUCGUUUGCUAUCCUUGUGUGUGGCAUGGAGCUGGCAUGUGAUGCUGGUGUUGGUGUGUUCUCCUCUUCCUCCUCUUCCUCUCUCUGACUAACAGACGCAGACCAAACUGGAGCAUGCCCACAUUAAGGAGCUUGAGCAGAGCCUUCUGUUUGAAAAGACCAAAGCUGACAAACUGCAGAGGGACUUAGAGGACACUAGGGUAAUACCAUCAUAGACAUCAUAUAUCCGACAUCAUCGGGUAAUACUUCUGGAUCUAACGGUAUUUUACGUUCUGGACACAGUAGGGUUGGGCGAUAUGUUGUGUGGAUGAAUCAUUAAUUGCGAUAUGGCUGUGCGCGGUAUAUUGUCUAGUUAUUGCGAUAUCGAUGUCCACAAUCUUCUGGCCACAGCAUUCCACAACGUUUCUUCUGCAAGCCCCAAACCCUCUGGAACUAAAAGCUGUUCUCAUGCUGCUGCACUAAUGCCUGAGUCUCAACUGCACACUCGUACCUUGCCUUGAUACUGUUUUUCAUAUCGUAAAUAAAUUAUAUUGGAUUUAUUUUGAUAUGGAUUUUUGUCUGGAUCGCCCAGUCCUAUCUCAAAGAAGCUGGAUGGGCUAGGAAUGGCCCUCUCUCUACUCUCUCCCCCCUCAUUCCCCCCUUUCUUUCUCCCUCCUCUCUUCCCUCCCUCUCCAGGUGGCCACAGUGUCUGAGCGGUCCAGGAUCAUGGAGCUGGAGAGAGAGGUAGUGGAGCUGCAGUUGAGACUACGGUCCUCCCAGCAGACAGAGGGCGCUGUGUCGCUGUCACCAGAGGAGCUCAGCAACCUCAAGGCCCGGGCCCAGUCCCAGGAGAAGAAGGUAGGGAUCUCACAGUACUGGUCAAAAAACAUCCCCUUAACCCCUCUCCCAGGGAUGGGCGACUUCAGUCUUGUACUGCUGUGUGUCCAGGCUUUAGAUUGCAGCCGGACUUUGGUUCCAGUCUGUCUGUGCAGGCAUUUGUUCCAGCCCGGUCAUACCCAUAGUCUUUGCAUUUACAGACCUCUGGUUUUUCUGGUUUUCCAUCCCUUUUGACAUUAGCAUGUCUCCCGUCUGUCUUCCCCUCUAGAUCAGUGAAAUGAGUGUGGAUCUGGACAACAGGCAGAAACAGAUUCGCUCUGUGGAGGAGGACAAAAUCUCCCUGGAACAGCAGCUAACCAGCCUGGUGAGACACAUGCAUACACACACACACUACACACACACACACACACUACACACACUCGUACAGUCAUGAUGAUGAAAGUCAUUAUCCUUCCCUGUGUAGCUCAUGGAGAAAGAAUGUUAUUGCUCUCUAGUGAAGUUUGUUGUGAAGUUGUUUGUUUGUUGGCCAUUUCAGAGACAGAAACUGGACGCUGCAGAGGAAGACAACAAGACGAUGGCACAAACCAUGCAUGGUAACAGACAUGCAAUAGAAACUUUCCACUGAAAGUUAUUGUUUAUGAAGAAGUAGGUUUAAUCUGGGUUCGGGAAACCAGCCUUAUGAGAGGUGCUGGUAAAGAUUCAUUCUGAAAAGUGAAACUAUCUCUCUGACUUUUGUUGCAGAGCUGGAGAAGAGAGUGGAGCAGGCGGGAAAAGAGAGAGAGGCACAGAGAGAAGAGAACCAACGCAAAGAGAAAGAGCUUCAGGAUAGACUGACGGAGGUGUGUGUGUGUGUGUUUUCCAGUGUAUAAUGAUAAAGAUUAUGUUUCUGUCCAAUGUGUGUGUGCCUGUAUGCGAGCAGGUAAAAAUGUGUGUAUGCAAUGUUUGUAGAUGUAUGCAAGAAAACAGCAGCUGUGACACACAAAGGUCACAGCAUGUUCUUUCAUCCAGGCCCGCUGAAGCCGAGCUACAUCUCUGAGGCUGAAGCUAUAGCUGCAGGCUAGCUUAACGAUGUCAACAUGAAUAUAUGACUAACACACACACACACAAACACACACACACACACACGAAUGUGACUAACCUUUUCCCAUGUGACUUUAAUAUGCAGCGAGGCGUCUCUUUAAUGUAAUGUUUACGUAAUUAAAUAAGUUAACUUACCAAAAUGCUUAUAUCGACACAUUAUUUAAUUCAAGUUUCAUAACAUUUUUGAGAAGCUGUUCUUGUAGAUUUAGUCAACUAAAUAAAAUGAUUAUUUAGUUGAUCAUUAGCUUUACAGAAUCUAUAAUGUAUUAUUAAUGGUAUGGGUAAAAACUUGCACCUAUGGUCUGUUUGUGGCAAAGAUCAACAGUUUUAAAUCAAAAGUUAGUUAUCGAUCAAAAACAAAUUAUAUAAUUUUGAUAUAUUUACUAAACAUGUCCCCUCCCCCAGGCUGCUGAGUUGUCAGAGAGGACCACCAACUCCCUGGAGCAUCUGACCAAUGAGAAGAUGGCGCUGGAGGCUCAGGUGAGGAAAAGGGGGCAGGGCUCAGGUGAAAAGUCAGCUUGUCAUAUCGCUGAUGCAAAGCAGGCUGUAAUGUGAUAAUACGUAUACUUAUGUAAGCUGUGUGUGUGUGUGUGUGUGUGUGUGUGUGUGGGGCCAUGCGCGUGUGUGUCUGUGUGCAGGCUCCCAAGGGCCUUGUACUUCAUAUUCACUUGAGUAUUACAGCAUGGAUGUAUGAGUACUGGUCACCACAUAGACCCAGUCAUGCAUAAAAUACUCCUGGACCAUCUCUUGUUCUCUCUCUCUCCUAACUUCUCCUUUCUCUACGUGUCUCGCUCUCUUAGAUCUUUCUCUCAGUCCCUUGGUCACUUUGUUGGAUUAUUCUCUCUCUCCAUCCAUCUCUCUCUCUCUCUCCAUCCAUCUCUCUCUCUCCAUCCAUCUCUCUCUCUCUCUCCAUCCAUCUCUCUCUCUCCAUCCAUCUCUCUCUCUCCAUCCAUCUCUCUCUCUCCUCAUCCAUCUCUCUCUCUCUCCAUCCAUCCAUUUCUCUCUCUCCAUCCAUUUCUCUCUCUCUCCAUCCAUCCUCUCUCUCUCCAUCCAUCUCUCUCUCUCUAUCCAUCUCUCUCUCUCUCCAUCCAUCUCUCUCUUUCUCUGUUUACUCUUCAUCCUUCUCUCUGUUUCACUCUCUUUCUUCCAAUCGAUCCAUUGCUCUCUAUUACCCUCUUUCCGAACAUCUCUGGUAUUACCGCUCUCUUCCUCAUCUCUCUCUUCAUCCAUCCCCUCUUUCUCUCUCUGUCAAUGUAGCUUGUUUGUCAUCCUCUCACCCCCCUUCUCUCUGGACAUAGUGACCCAGCCAGGCAAGCUGUGUCUGUAUGCUCCAGAUGGUUAGUCUGAUGACUACAGGGAAACAGAUUAGUUAGACACACUCUUAAUCUAUGGAGUGAAUUGCUUUGUGAGUGUGAGUGACUGUGGGUGUAGUUUCCAGUUAGAUCUGAGCCAGUCCUACUGUUCUACUGUCCUAAUCUAGUAAUGAACUCUUAGUAACCCUCCCUAAUUUCUCUCGCUCACACUUAGUGUUUCCCCUACCGAUAACACUACCUAAGCAGGGUGGGACGCCUAGCAAGGCGGGCUAUCUAGCCCUGUUGAGUGAAAUAAUGUGCCUUCACUUGCAGUAGAAACUUUUGAUCAGAUGCUUCGAAAGCUGCUUUGGGUAUUCAGUUUAGCUGCAAAAUAUAUGACUAGUUUAGCCGCAAAAUAUGACAGAGGCUUUUGAAUAUUUCUGAGUCUUUUGAAUAGGAGGAAUAGGAAUACUGAACAGAGGCUAAAAUGAGAAGUUAAAGAGGUCCAUCUUGAAGAGGGAUCAGAUGAGGUGCUGAUGAGAUUAUAAAAAUAUUCAAAAAAUCCCUUUAAAUAGAGAGGCUGUUGGAGAGAAGUGGAGUGCAGUGGUUUUAGUUUUGUGGAGGGUGCUUAGCCACACACACACACCCCACGCACACACUCUCUCUCUCUUGCUCUCUCUCUUCUUGCUUCUUCUCUCUUUUCUUUCCUCUUUCAAGGAGAGAGAGGGAGAGGAGGGCGGAGAGAGGAUUUCGUGAUACUGUUAGCUCUUGUGCUCGCUCUGCUGUCUCUGGUCUCAAAGGUGCUCUCUCCAAAUGUCGUCUCUCGCUGUCGCAAAGCUUGCCUCGAGAUCAGAUAGUUGAAAGAGCAGAGAUGACGAGAGGGGGAGGAGAAUCGAGCAGUAAGCGUGAAGGGAAGAGGAGCUUGAGGAGCAGAGUCCAUAAGAAUGGAGCUCGCGAGUCUACUGGUCUGCUCGAGAAAGAGGGCUAGGGAGUAGAGGACGAAAGGGGAUCGAGUUAGAAUCUGAUCAGAGCUAGCAGGGGCUGAUCUGAGAUUCUGAUUGAGUCAGUUAAUCUACUCUCUAUGGACGAAGAGGGAAGAAGAGGAGAGAGAGAGGCAGAGGUAUGAAGCGAUCAUGAGAUAUUAAAAGCGAGAGAGGCUGUAAGGGUAUGGUAUGCGGGGCGCUCGCCGCACAACGUCGAUGAGGACGUCUGAGCUAUCAUAUCUUCAGAUAGCUAUCUCUCUCUCUGUAGGACGUAUCUCUCUCGUCUAGCUAUCUCGAUCUCUCUUGCUCUCUAUCUCUCCGUCUCUCUCUCUUCUCUCUCUCUCUCUCUCUCUCUCUCUCUCUCUCUCUCUCUCUCUCUAUCACACUCUAGGCUGUGAUGCUCUUACUGCCUCCCCUCCCUCUCCUCUGCACCGGCAGGCGGUGAUGUAAUCAUGCACAUGUUAGUGUGAGUCACAGCGGCCGUUUAGGUGUGUGUGCACCAUGCAUGGCAGAACAUUACAUUACUUGUACACACUCAUAUGUAGGAUAUAGGGCUGUGACGGUCAUUGGCCAGGCCAAUGUUCACAGUCACCGACAUAACCGUUGGGGGGAGGGACAAAAAAGGGGAGGUCACAAUUCUGUUAAAACACUUGUUUACAUUUUACAUUUACGUCAUUUAGCAGACGCUCUUAUCCAGAGCGACUUACAAAUAGGUGCAUUCACCUUAUGGCCAGUGGGAUAACCACUUAUGAUUAUUCAGGUUAUUACUUAUAAAUAUGAAUCAAUAAAUUAAGAAAUGCCAGGUUGGAGAGGAUCUGUCACAUUUUCAUAUUGACACAACAUUAACGGAGUCAAAAUAAAGAUAUGCCUACCUUGUCCUUGUCUGUUGGCUUUUCUGCAUAUAAAAAUCAUAUUUUGACCGAUGGAAGUCCGAUGGGUUUUCUCCCACUUUUCCCGAAAUAUUCGCCUUGCGUCACAAACCCUGCUGUUGCGGUCGUUCGAUGGCAUUGGCUUAUGUUCUUCAAAGAGAGGACGCCGUAAUGAGAUAAAUAAUGUAGCCUAAGCUACUGAAAACAGGCCUUUUACAAUAUUAAAUCAUGACAGGAGCAUUUGAUUCAGACAUGCUACUUAAGGAAACUUUCUGGAAAGCCACCAGCGUAUGUCAGACAUGAGCAAAUAUUUAUCCUUUGCUUAAAACUUAUUUUUAAAAACUAGGCCUACCUUAGGCUUUCUGAAAGUAGGCUAUAAGAUAAUGAAUUGACAAGGAAAGUAUGAAGGGGACAGCUAUGCUAUAGUAUGGAGAUGAAAUUGCCAAUCAUUAAAAUAGAAACAAAUACACUUGCAUCAUGUCCAUAACCUAGUUAUCAGCGACACUGAUUACCGAGGGGGAGAGUGUUGGAAAGAUUUUUCAAAUACUGUGAGGAACUAUUAUAAUAUGAAUGGAUGAAGGAGAAACAUUUUUUUGUUGACUUACUGUGUGAGGUGAAGAAAAGUUGACUGAAAAGCCCAGCUGGGCACUUUCCUACAUUUUACAUUUGCAAGAAACAGGCCAGGUACUUCAAUGCGUGCUCAGGCGCACACGCUACAUCAACAUUAACAUGGAGCAGGUAAAUGAUGGUAUGAAAUAAAUCAAAACUUGUUUCUCACAAGUGUAGCAGGUUGUGAACUCUGCAAAUAACAUUUCCACUCUGAGAAUGAGAACGGUAAAUUACUGUAAUUAAUACAUGCAUUAACAGAAAUCCAUGUGACCAAAUAACAGGGAUAAACUGUGCCUGUUUUACAAACAUGGGCAUUCAUAAAAUUGCAUUGGGGGCCGACACUGUAUAGCCUAGGCUACUGUUCUACUUUGCAGGGAUAGGAGAGGGCAAUUUUUUGGGUCUUGCCUAUGGCAGCAUAUCGGCUAGGGCCUGAUCAGGGUUGAUUAGUCUAUCAAUUGAGAAAAGAUUCCUUAUCAAAUUAUACCAUGUCAGGUUGGAGAGGAUUGAUACUUAGUCAAUUUUACACAGUAUUAGCUCAUUACAGGCCUCAGAGCCAGAACAACCUUGUCGACUGCUGUUUAAUAAAUGAUGAAUAUUUAGACACAUACAACCAUUUUUAAAAGAAGACAGAUUUAUUUAAUUGUUAGCAAGCAAUGAAAAUGUGCAUUGUAUUAAAGAAAGUCAAAGAUUAUUUGACUGAAGUGUUUAGUUUAGUUUAUUAAUUCGACCAUUUAAAAAAACAAUCACACAUAAAACGUGGAGGAUAACACACAAUCAAGUCUGUGGUCCUCUUGAGACAAGAUGGCUAGGCAAGAUCGUCCACAGUUGUGGCAGUGAGAUAAUAAAACAUAAAAACAAAGAAGAAGAACAUCUAUCUCAUCAUUGCAGUUACGGGGGUGUGCGUGCUAUAACUAUAAGUUAACUAUCUACAGUUGAAGUCUGAAGUUUACAUACACCUUAGCCAAAUACAUUUAAACUCAGUUUUUCACAAUUCCUGACAUUUAAUCCUAGUAAAAAUCUUAGUCUUAGGUCAGUUAGGAUCACCACUUUAUUUUAAGAAUGUAAAAUGUCAGAAUAAUAGUAGAGAGUGAUUUUUUUCAGCUUUUAUUUCUUUCAUCACAUUCCCAGUGGGUCAGAAGUUUACAUACACUAAAUUAGUAUUUGGUAGCAUUGCCUUUAAAUUGUUUAACUUGGAUCAAACGUUUCGGGUAGCAUUCCACAAGUUUCCCACAAUAAGUUCGGUGAAUUUUGGCCCAUUCCUCCUGACAGAGCUGGUGUAACUGAGUCAGGUUUGUAGGCCUCCUUGCUCACACACGCUUUUUCAGUUCUGCCCACACGUUUUCUUUAGGAUUGAGGUCAGGGCUUUGUGAUGGCCACUCCAAUACCUUGACUUUGUUGUCCUUAAGCCAUUUUGCCACAACUUUGAAAGUAUGCUUGGGGUCAUUGUCCAUUUGGAAGACCCAUUUGCGACCAAGCUUUAACUUCCUGACUGAUGUCUUGAGAUGUUGCUUCAAUAUAUCCACAUAAUUUUCCUUCCUCAUGAUGCCAUCUAUUUUGUGAAGUGCACCAGUCCCUCCUGCAGCAAAGCACCCCCACAGCAUGAUGCUGCCACCCCCGUGCUUCACGGUUGGGAUGGUGUUCUUCGGCUUGCAAGCCACCCCCUUUUUCCUCCAAACAUAACGAUGGUCAUUAUAGCCAAACAAUUCUAUUUUUGUUUCAUCAGACCAGAGGACAUUUCCCCAAAAAGUAUGAUCUUUGUCCCCAUGUGCAGUUGCAAACCGUAGUCUGUCUUUUUUAUGGCGGUUUUGGAGUAGUGGCUUCUUCCUUGCUGAGCGGCUUUUCAGGUUAUGUCGAUAUAGAACUCAUUUUACUGUGGAUAUAGAUACUUUUGUACCUGUUUCCUCCAGCAUCUUCACAAGGUCCUUUGCUGUUGUUCUGGGAUUGAUUUGCACUUUUCGCACCAAAGUACGUUCAUCUCUAGGAGACAGAAUGCGUCUCCUUCCUGAGCGGUAUGACGGCUGCGUGGUCCCAUAGUGUUUAUACUUGCGUACUAUUGUUUGUACAGAUGAACGUGGUACGUGUCAGGCGUUUGGAAAUUGCUCCCAAGGAUGAACCAGACUUGUGGAGGUCUACAAUUCUUUUUCUGAGGUCUUGGCUGAUUUCUUUUGAUUUUCCCAUGAUGUCAAGCGAAGAGGCACUGAGUUUGAAGGUAGUUCUUGAAAUACAUCCACUGGUACACCUCCAAUUGACUCAAAUGAAGUCAAUUAGCCUAUCAGAAGCUUCUAAAGCCAUGACAUCAUUUUCUGGAAUUUUCCAAGCUGUUUAAAGGCAUAGUCAACUUAGUGUAUGUAAACUUCUGACCCACUGGAAUUGUGAUACAGUGAAUUUUAAGUGAAAUAAUUUGUCUGUAAACAAUUGUUGGAAAAAUUACUUGUGUCAUGCACAAUGUAGAUGUCCUAACCGACUUGCCAAAACUAUAGUUUGUUAACAAGACAUUUGUGGAGUGGUUGAAAAAUGAGUUUUAAUGACUCCAACCUAAGUGUAUGUACAUUUCCGACUUCAACUGUAAGUGCCAUAGCCUAUAGCGCUCUACACCCCCGCACAUCUAGCACAUUAGCUGGUAGAGCAUCAAAGGACAGUUGGAAAGAGGAGGAGAUGUAGAACAUUUAAUACACAGACUAAGUUAGUAAAACAAUUGCUUAUAAACAUUAGUAAACACUCCCGCUAUUAGGUGAAGUUUAUCUAGGCCGACAUGAAAAUAAAGACAAUCAAACAAAUGAAUGUAGGCCUAUUUAAACUGUCUCGUUGAUUGAAGGCUCUGACCAAGUUGCAGCGUGGUAGGCGAACAUAGUCAUUUAUUAAAUGAACCCAGACAAAACAACAAAAUACACACGAACGUAAAGUUCUGCAGGCUACACAGCAACUAUACAAAAACAAGAUCCCACAAACUAAGGUGGAAAAAGGUUGCCUAAGUAUGAUCCCCAAUCAGAGACAACGAUAGACAGCUGCCUCUGAUUGGGAACCAUACCAGGCCAACAAAAAAAAUAGAAAAAAUAGAAUUCCCACCCAAAUCACACCCUGACCUAACCAAAUAGAGAAAUAAAAGGGAUCUCUGAAGUCAGGGCGUGACAUAAACGGUUUUGAUUAUUAUUUUAUUUUCAUGAUGGUCUUCAUCCAUAACCGUCAGUCACAGCCCUAGUAGGAUACUGCAUAUGCAGAUAUAUGUAUAUAUGCAGAUGCAUAUGCUUGUCAGUUAUAUGAAACAGCAGUAUUGGUGAUGGCUAUUUUAUCUCUUUGAAAAGAAACCUAUGUGAUUGGCUGAUCUUUGAGAGGGAAACUGUAUGAUUGGCUGAUCUAAAUCUGUGUAUGCUCCAGAAACAGAGAUGUUGCUAAUGGAACUGGAGGGAGGCAACCCUCUUUUUACCUUUAUGCAGGGCCAUAUAUAGACAUAUAAUAGAGCCAGAUAGAUCUACCUUUAUGGAUCACUACAGUUGACCUUUCAGUAAUCCGGUAAUACCGUAUACCCCGGUAUGGUACAGAAACAGUAUGACGGUAUGAAAAUCUGGAUACCGCCCAACUGUGUGUGUGUGUCAGAGAGAGAGAGAGAGAGAGAGCAGUAGAAGGUGGGGGUGGGUGAGGGAGGAGGAGCCUGUUGGGACUUACAUAAUAAAGGCGCUGCUCCUCCCUUUAGUACGCACGACCACAUGUGUGUGCCAGCCAGCUAGCUAGUGGGUGUGUGCCCCGGCGACACACACACACACACGCACACCCUCUCUCUCUCCACCCUCUCUCUCUCUGGCGUGCGCUGUAGGGGGUGGGAGCAGAUGGUUUAUUGAUGGGGAGUCUGCGUUAGUGUGGGUGCCACUGGGAGAGAACACUGGGGUAGGAUAGGGUACAGUAUUGACAUUAGGAGAGAUAGGGACUGUCCUGCCACUGGGACAGACAGACAGACAGACAGACAGACAGACAGACAGACAGACAGAGACCAGUACUGAGAGAGAGCGAGAGCUCUGACAGAGGACCACACUGUAGGGUAGAGCAGUGUAGGCAUGGAUGUGGCUGCUCUGCACCAGGGCUAUCCAGGCACAAUCUACUCCUCUCACAACCAGGUAAACACAGCUGUUAUGUUCCUCGCACAGCAGAUUUCUUAUACGUUUGUGUCAUCUUUCAAAUGGACUGGUAAUGUUUUAGCUAUUGUUUUGAGCCUGUAUUUCGAGCUGUAUUACAGUUGUGUUCUGUUUGGGGGGGAUUUGUUCUUGAGUGGUAGUUGAGGGAGGAUGGGUGAGGACGAUUUGAAUCUGAAAGUGCAGGAGGUUACUGAUUUAGAUGAUUGUAUUUUUAGGAAGAGAUGGUCGUUUGUUGCCUUUGGGACUGGGGAUGAGCACUUACGUUUGCUGUCUGGUUGUUUGUAUGCCUUCGUGUGUGUGUGUGUGUGUGUGUGUGUGUGUGUGUUUGCUAGUAUGCUAUGGAUAUGGAGUCUGUCUUCAGACAGAUGUUAUUGGAUUAUCCGGUCUAACAUUGCUGUGCUCUUAUCCUCUGAGGAUACUAGUCUGACAUCUGUCACAAACACAAACACUGAAAUGUCACAGUGUCAGAGCAGCAUCCUCAAUCGACUGCUUAAAAUCAGGUCAUAGAGUACAGAGGUAUGUUUCUCUGCAUGUUGUGUGCAUUUGUUUGUAUGUGACACCUCCGUGGAGUAGUUCAGGAUUCUGUCAUGUAAACCGACUCACUCUUAAGAUAGAGGUCUUCACGGGUCCACCUGAAUAACCUUUCCCUCGGGUCUGGGUCGGGUCCUGUUUGAUUGUCAUCAAGUACAGCUCCUGACCAUGGCUCUGCAUAGACUUUAGCAUAUUUAUUUUACGCUAAUAAGGUGAUUGUAUUUACUUAUAGAAGGCCUAGUAAACAUAUAAAAACCUAUUUGUUAACCAGAAGAGCAACUUGGCUGAUAAACAUUAUUCUUUUUUCACUCUGGUCCAAUUGGGUUGGGUCUAGGUCUGGUUGUCGUCGGGUCCAUUCGGGUUCGGGUCUUAUUUGGGUUCGGUUAAACUUUUUGGACCCGAGAAGACCUGUACUCUAAGGUGUCAGAGAGAAAGCAUCCUGCAUCAGUUACUCACAUGUCAACUAGAUACAGAUACUGUAGAGAUGAUAAUAGCUUUGACAAAAUGUUAAACAUGCAACACAACACACAGCACAUGACUUACAGUAGAGAUUGCAUUCAGGAUUGCACUCCAUCUGCCAUGGAUCAGUUACUCACAUGUAAAUCCAGAUGAUUGGAGAUACAUGUACACUAGAAAUAUCUCAACUUUAUGUUAACAUGCAAGCAAACAGACAGCACAGUACAUGACUUACCAUGGCAAUCCAUUAGGGAACUGUUUUAUUCCGUGCCAGCAGCAGUACUGUAGCAAAGAAAAACAUUGAUUCAGAAGCCGUGUUUAUGUUCAGUAAAUUAAUUAUUGACCAUGCAUACACGGUCACACGCACAGACAUACUGUACUCUGCCACAAUGGGACUCUAGUCUAGGGGAAGCAUAACAACAGAAGAGGGGUUGUUCAUUGCUAUUCGACAUGUCCUCACUUCUCUGAUGGAAAUGUCCACUUGUUUACCUAACAUCCUUUCGGAUGUCAGUAUGUCAAGAUUUUUCUGUGAUAUGUUUGCAAUGACAAGUAUAAGAGUUCAUUUGAAUUCUAGAACAAAGAUUUCGCAUUCCAGUAGCUAUUUUUAUGCCAUAUUGUUUAGAAGUAGGAGUGGGAGUAAGAACAAACAGAAGGCUUUAAAGGAUUUAAAGUUUGACUCAUGAUUUGAACGCUCAUGGUUUGAUCCCCCCUGUGAUGCUGUCCCUUUAGGAAUGAACAUUAUCUUUGAGUCAUUAGCAUUAUCUCUGCAUGGUCUCUAAUGCCUCAGAGGAACCAUCUCCUCCCUAAUGGUGAUUUAACUGACGAUACCAAGUCUCACAUACAGUGUAUCUACACAUUAUAUUUUUCUGAUGAUCUGGGAAUAAAGAAACAAAAUAAUACUUAGUCAUGGACGCUAGAAGAAGGGAAAUGUCUAGUCAGCUGCACGCAUUCAACCGAAAUGUGUCUUCCACAUUUAACCCAACUCCUCUAAAUCAGAGAGGUGCGGGGGGCUGCCUUAACCGACAUCAUCGGUGCCCGGGAGCAGUGUUUUGGGUGUUAAUUGCCUUGCUCAAGGGCAGAACGGACGAUUUUUCCAGCUUGGGGAUUCAAACCAUUGACCUUUCGGUUACUGGCCCAACGCUCUUAACCGCUAGGCUACCUGCCACCCAGGCUAAGUGAUUUCAUGCCUCACACACUUAUGUCUCUGUGCUUAUGUUUGGCAGACAGCUUAUAUGGUGAGUAAUGGUGUUGGUCUUUGUGUACUGAGGAAACGGCUGUUCCAGUGGAGCAGCGUAACACAGCAGUGUGUCUUCAUGUUAAUGUCCGUGACUAAGACUGUUAGAGAAGCGUGAAGAAGAGACGACUUUUAUCUGUUUACUGUGUGUCUAAAUCUCUCUCUUUUUUCUGUCUCCUUCCCUCCUUUCAUCCUUCUUUUCCAUCCGUGUAUCAUCUUCCAGCAGGUGGCGCUGAAACAGCAGAAUUCCAAAUUCCAGGAGGAACUUAGUCUCUCGCAGGAGCAGAGCAGCUUGGAAAACCAGCGCAUCGGAAAUCUGUGCAAGGAAAUGUGAGUACGACCGAAGGUUAUCCUGCUCUUUGGGUGAUCUAAUUCGUGUAUGAAUGGCUGAAACCAGCAUAUUGGAAUGUUCAAGGAAAUGUUAAUGGGAUAAAUUAGUAGAACUAGAACUAGGAAUUCUAUGCAUGGACUGGUUCUUCAGCUGACACGGUGGCAUUCAGCGUUCAAAUGAUGCAUUGACUACAACAGACAACCAACCAACAUGUUAGCUUCUUUGGACCCAAAAGACACAGGAGGAUUUUAUGCUCUGUGGAUUUUGAGGUGUUUCAGCGUGUGGUUAAGACCAGCACAUCAGAAGUCCGUGAGAGAGAAACGUGAGAGAGGCCCAUAUCAAAGUCUUACUCAAAUAAGACAUAGACUCAUAUAGUUAUCUUACUCAUGCUGCUUAGUCAUACUGAUGAUGAUGAUGAUGAUGAUGAUGAUGAUGAGAGAGAGAGAGAGAGAGAGAGAGAGAGAGAGGAGAGAGAGAGAGAGAGAGAGAGAGAGAGAGAGAGAGAGAGAGAGAGAGAGAGAGAGAGAGAGAGAGAGAGAGAGAGAGAGAAAUGAAUCUGAUCUCAUGUCUUUGUUAUAAUGAGCGUCAUGCAUCACGUAGGGUUCUAUUUAUAGGUCUGUGUGUGUACAUGUUCGUGUGCAUGCCUUCAUGUUUAACGUGUGUGUGUGUGUAAUCACUUUGUCCCGAUGUCUCUCCUCUCCUUCACUCAUCCCUCUCCUCCUCCAUCCUUUUAGAAACAAACAUUCCUCUUUCCUUCCGUCCAUAAGAGACAGACUAGGGAGUGUUACAUAAUCACAGCCUCUUCUUCCGUGUGUGUGUGUGUGUGUGUGUGUGUGUGUGUGUGAGCAAGAGCAGCUUUGUGCUGCCAGAGACAUCUCGUCUGGGAGAACAGCUGCAUCCGACCCAGUCAGUUCUCUGAUCUCUUGUGUGUGUGUGUGUGUUUGGCUAGAUUGGUCUGUAUUGUAGAGUCUAUAUGUAGCUGGCAGUGGAUUAGAGGUGAAAUUGGGGUUUUCCACUUGUUAUUUUAUUCUACAGUAUGCUCUCUAAGGAGUAGAGUGCCUUUUCAUUCCUGCCGGGUUACAACCUUUGGGAGGGUGUGUGUGUGUGUGUGUGUGUGUGUGUGUGUGCAUGUUUGUGCGUGUGUGUGUGUUAAAUAUCAGCCCGUCAUAUCACGCUUGGACAGCCUCGGAUACAAAUGCAAGUUGGUGAUAUUGAUAUUUGGCAGUCUGGGCCACGUAAAUAGACUUACUGUACGUAGCCUUCAGAUUGCAGGCCUGCGAAAGAGUAGAGCAAAACAACUGUCUAGGUACUGCUCUGUUUCAGCCGUUAUGGGCAGCCUAGCUGUGUGGAGGAGAAGAUACUGCUCUGUUUCAGCUGUUAUGGGCAGCCUAGCUGUGUGGAGGAGAAGGUACUGCUCUGUUUCAGCCGUUAUGGGCAGCCUAACUGUGUGGAGGAGAAGGUACUGCUCUGUUUCAGCUGUUAUGGGCAGCCUAGCUGUGUGGAGGAGAAGGUACUGCUCUGUUUCAGCCGUUAUGGGCAGCCUAGCUGUGUGGAGGAGAAGGAUACUGCUCUGUUUCAGCUGUUAUGGGCAGCCUAGCUGUGUGGAGGAGAAGGUACUGCUCUGUUUCAGUCAUUAUGGUCAGCCUAGCUGUGUAUAGGAGAAGGUACUGCUCUGUUUCAGUCAUUAUGGUCAGCCUAGCUGUGUAUAGGAGAAGGUACUGCUCUGUUUCAGUCAUUAUGGUCAGCCUAGCUGUGUAUAGGAGAAGGUACUGCUCUGUUUCAGCCAUUAGCUGUGUGGAGGAGAAGGUACUGCUCUGUUUCAGCCGUUAUGGGCAGCCUAGCUGUGUGGAGGAGAAGGUACUGCUCUUUCAUAUGGCAGCCUAGCUGUGUGGAGGAGAAGGUACUGUUCUGUUUCAGCCGUUAUGGGCAGCCUAGCUGUGUGGAGGAGAAGGUUCUGCUCUGUUUCAGCCGAUAUGGGCAGCCUAGCUGUGUGGAGGAGAAGGUACUGCUCUGUUUCAGCCGAUAUGGGCAGCCUAGCUGUGUGGAGGAGAAGGUACUGCUCUGUUUCAGCCGGUAUGGGCAGCCUAGCUGUGUGGAGGAGAAGGUACUGCUCUGUUUCAGCUGUUAUGGGCAGCUUAGCUGUGUGGAGGAGAAGGCACUGCUCUGUUUCAGAUGUUAUGGGCAGCCUAGCUGUGUGGAGGAGAAGGUACUGCUCUGUUUCAGCCGUUAUGGGCAGCUUAGCUGUGUGGAGGAGAAGGCACUGCUCUGUUUCAGCUGUUAUGGGCAGCUUAGCUGUGUGGAGGAGAAGGCACUGCUCUGUUUCAGCUGUUAUGGGCAGCCUAGCUGUGUGGAGGAGAAGGUACUGCUCUGUUUCAGCCGUUAUGGGCAGCCUAGCUGUGUGGAAUUUCCUUAAGUAUCCUUGCACCAACAAUCUUUGAAAUGUUUGAAUCCUUUAUAAUGUAAUGUGAUUUAUGGAUUCAAAUAACGUAUUUAAAAUGUGUGUGUGUGCUUGCCUGUGACUGAUGCUUUAGCGUGUGGUCAAUGUGAUUAGGCCUCAGUUGAACACACAGAUGGUGAUUUAGACUGUGCCAUUUGUCACACUUACUGAGAGUUAGACAUGACCUUUACACUCAUCACUACUUAGCCAUGACAACCUUUACUGUACACCUGUACCAGCAUCACAGCCAAGCAGAGCUACUGUGUGUUGUAAAUGGAUUGUUAUUUAUGUAUAAAUGUGUUAUUAUUGAUGUUGAACACACAAUCUGAUUGUCCUUUAUUAGAAAGUGCCUCUAGAUAUGAAUCAUGUUUAUUGUUAUUGAGUGUCACAAAUGUUGACUGACACUGAAAAGCAACUCACCCUCUCUCUCCCUUCUCUCUCCCCCUCACUCCCUUCUCUCUCUCUCCCUCCAUCUCUCUUAGUGAGGAACUGAAGCUGGCCAGUAAGAAGUCUCAGUACCAGCCAGACAUGAAAGACAGGUAAAACAGUUAUUACACAUGUAUUAUAUUAUUUAUAACACAAUUUAUUAUCUGCUGCCUUGGGGAGAUGGUUGAGUGUAAACAUAUUGCGCCAUGCAUCUACUGCCAUGGUACACUUUUAUUUUCUAUAUCCAUUAAUGAUCGGCUUCAGUGUUUCUGAUAGUGGAAGAAGCUGGACAUGGAUAGUGUAUAACUACACGUAGUUCAGUCAACUCUCUCUUUGCAAUAUUGAGGCUGCUGUCCUUUGUUUCGUGAAACCCAAUUUAUUAUAAUACAACAGAUGGGAGUAGCUCAUCAUAAUCGUCAACAGUGUCCUAGUAUAAAUCCAGAUUCAUAAAAACCACAGUUGAUUUAGUUAAUGUGGUCAGAUCCCUUAAAAAUGAUUAUAUGGAGUAAAUGAGACAGUGAGAGCAGCGGACAGAGACCGAUGGGGUUUUAGUGUGAUGACAAUCAGUCAGUCAGUCUGUACAUUUCAUCUGUGAGCUCAGAAUGGACUCAGGAGUCCAAAAAGCUUGUACACUGUCAUGCUUCUAUUAUCACCUUUUAAUAUUGACAAUAGAAUAGUUCCUCCAAAAAAUGAUUUCCUUUCCUUGCCCUGGAAUUUGAUUGAAUGUGUGUUUGUCUGUAGAUAUACUGGCUAUACUGAAAUAAGUGUCUUGAGUGUAGAUUUAUCUCUCUGUCUGCAUGAUCAGAGGAUUAAGAGAUGUCUUUAUACAGUGCCGUGAAAAAGUGUUUGCCCCCUUUUUAAUUUUCCCUACCUUUGCAUAUUUUUGAUACUGAAUGUUAUCAGAUCUUCAACCAAAACCUAAUAUUAGAUCAAGGGAACCUUAGUGAACAAAUAACACAACAAUUACAUACUUAUUUCAUUUAGUGCCCCCUGUGUGAACAAGUAAUUGCCCCCUUACACUCAAUAACUGGUUGUGCCACUUUUAGCUGCAAUCACUCCAACCAAAUGCUUCCUGUAGUUGUUGAUCUGUCUCUCACGUCGCUGUGGAGGAAUUUUGGCCCACUCUUCCAUGCGGAACUGCUGUAACUCAGCGACAUUUGUGGGUUUUCAAGCAUGAACUGCUUGUUUAAAGUCCUGCCACAACAUCUCAAUUGGGAUUAGGUUUGGACUUUGAGGCCAUUCCAAAACUUCAACUUUGUUGCAUUUUAGCAAUUUUCAUGUAGACUUGUUUGUGUGUUUUGGAUCAUUGUCUUGUGUCACGCCCUGGCUCUGGGACUCUGUUAUGUUGAGCCAGGGUGUGUGGUUUCUAUGUGUUUUGUGUGCUAGGGUGAUUAUCUAGUUCAUUUGUUUCUAUGUUGGCCGGUGUGGUUCUCAAUCAGAGGCAACGUGUAUCAGCUGUUGCUUGUUGUCUCUGAUUGGGAACCAUACUUAGGCAGCCUGUUUUCAACUGUGUGUUGUGGGAUCUUGUUCCGUGUAUGGUUAGUGUUUGUAACCAAGGACGUCACGUUAUCGUUUUGUUGUUUUGUUCGUGUGAUCAUUCAAAUUAAAAGUAUGUUCGCAUUCCACGCUGCGCCUUGGUCCUCUGUGUAUGACGAUCGUGACAGAAGAUCCCACCAUAACUGGACCAAGCAGCGUGUCCAGGAGCCAACGCCAGAGAGGGCUCUAAAGGAUAUCAACCUCGACUGGGUCAAGCCGCGGGAGGAGGAGAGAGGCUGGACUUGGAAGCAGAGGAGCGAGAGUCUGGCGAGAGCCAUGGAGGCCUGGCCCACGGGGAGGAGAGACGGCCAGAAAUGUUUUAGGGGGGGGGCUCACGCCGUGGACGACGGGGCAGCAGGAGGCCAGGAUAGAGUGGUUCAGCGGGUUGGCAAAGGAGGCCGCCAGGUUACGGGAGUCACUGGUCACCAGGGGGAAGGAGAAUGUAGAGGCACGGCGAGAGGUACUGGGGUGUGUUGCCAGUCCGGUCCGUCCCGUUCCUGAUCCCCGCGUAGGGCCAGUGGUGUGUGUCCCCAGUACGGUCCGGCUUGUUCCUGUCCCUCGCACCGAGCCUGUGGUGCGCGUCGCCAGCCCGGUCCGGCAUGUUCCUGCCCCUCGCACCAAGCCUGUGGUGCGCGUCGUCAGCCCGGUCCGGCCUGUUCCUGCUCCCCGCACCAAGCCAGUGGUGCGCUUCGUCAGCCCGGUUCGGCCCGUCCCUGCUCCCCGCACCAAGCCUGUGGUGCGCGUCGUCAGCCCGGUUCGGCCCGUCCCUGCUCCCCGCACCAAGCCAAUGGUGCGCGUCGUCAGCCCGGUCCGGCCUGUUCCUGCUCCCCGCACCAAGCCAGUGGUGCACUUCGUCAGCCCGGUUCGGCCCGUCCCUGCUCCCCGCACCAAGCCAAUGGUGCGCGUCGUCAGCCCGGUCCGGCCUGUUCCUGCUCCCCGCACCAAGCCAGUGGUGCGCUUCGUCAGCCCGGUUCGGCCCGUCCCUGCUCCCCGCACCAAGCCAAUGGUGCGCGUCGUCAGCCCGGUCCGGCCCGUCCCUGCUCCCCGCACCAAGCCUGUGGUGCGCGUCGUCAGUCCGGCACAGCCCGUGCCUGUUCCACCGGUGCCUGGUCCGGCACCGGUCAGCUGUUCCACUCCGGAGCAAUCCGCUCCACCAGUGUUCAGUCCAGCUCCGGCCAGCAGGGCCAGACCUGACCAGGGGCGCUUUGGGGGGUUUGUUGGAGGGUGGGGGUCAAGCCCGGAGCCGGAACCGCCUCCGAGGAGGAAUGCCCACCCGGCCCUCCCCUGUUCGGUUUAUGUUUGGCGCGGUCGCAGUCCACGCCUUUGGGGGGGGGGUACUGUCACGCCCUGGCUCUGGGACUCUGUUAUGUUGAGCCAGGGUGUGUGGUUUCUAUGUGUUUUGUGUGCUAGGGUGAUUAUCUAGUUCAUUUGUUUCUAUGUUGGCCGGUGUGGUUCUCAAUCAGAGGCAACGUGUAUCAGCUGUUGCUUGUUGUCUCUGAUUGGGAACCAUACUUAGGCAGCCUGUUUUCCACAGUGUGUUGUGGGAUCUUGUUCCGUGUAUGGUUAGUGUUUGUAACCAAGGACGUCACGUUAUCGUUUUGUUCGUGUGAUCAUUCAAAUUAAAAGUAUGUUCGCAUUCCACGCUGCGCCUUGGUCCUCUGUGUAUGACGAUCGUGACAUCUUGCUGCAUGACCCAACUGCGCUUCAGCUUCAGGAAUUAUCCUGUAGAAUUCUCUGAUACAGAGCAGAACUCAUGGUUCCUUCUAUUAUUGUAAGUCGUCCAGGCACUGAGGCAGCAAAGCAUCCCAUGUCAUCCAAAAAGUUGACUCAGGUUUUGCCAAAAAGCACCUGGAUGAUCAUCAAGACUCUUGGAAGAAUGUUCUAUGGACAGCUUAUUAAAAAGUAUAUGUUUUUGGACAACAUGGCGAAAACCAAACACUGCAUUCCACAGUAAGAACCUCAUACCAAUGGUCAAGCAUGGUGGUGGUAGUGUGAUGGUUAGGGGUUGCUUUGCUGCCUCGGGACCUGGACAACUUGCCUUAAUAGAGUGAACCAUGAAUUCUGCUCUGUAUCAGAGAAUUCUACAGGAGAAUGUCAGGCCAUCCGUCUGUGAGAUGAAGCUGAAGCGCAGCUGGGUCAUGCAGCAAGACAAUGAUCCAAAACACACAAUCAAGUGUACAUGAAAAUGUCUAAAAAGCAACAAAUAAUACGUUUUGGAAUGUCAAAGUCCAGACCUAAUCUCAAUUGAGAUGUUGUGGCAGGACUUGAAACGAGCAGUUCAUGGUUGAAAACCCACAAAUGUUAUUUGUAAACUCAGGUUCCCUUUAUCUAAUAUUAGGUUUUGGUUGAAGAUCUGAUAACAUUCAGUAUAAAAGAAUAUGCAAAAAUAUAGAAAAUCAGAAUCAUACUUUUUCACAGCACUGUAUAUCCCUUCACUAACACUAGUAAUGAGAGGAGAUGGAGGGAAGGAAUGAAAGGAGAGGAAUGGUGGAGGGGAAGGGAGGAGGGCAGAGGAGAUAGAGAAGAAUAUGGGGUGGAGAAGAGAAGAGAGGAGAGGAAAUGGGAGGAGACAAGAGGGGCAGAAUAGGAGAAAGGUUACUUAAGCCAGAGGGAGAUGAUGAGAGCCUGAGGAAGGUUAUGUAGAGCAGAACUAAUCAGUCAGGAGAGAUCAGUGGAUAACUACCUGUUCAGGUGAAUGUUUCACAGAUAGUAGCCGUUAAUUCAGCAGCACUAAUCCCUAGAAAAGUAGGCUAUAUAUCUAGACUAGCAUCUGUAGUACAGACUUUGUUUAGGGGAAGACAUCCAAGCUACAUCUGUUGUGAUUAAGGUUGUUGUUCCAUGUGGUUGUAUUGGAUCAUGGGACCCAGACAGGCUAAUGCCAUCAACCUUAGGGGUCCACAGACAGGUUAUCUGACUCAUGCUGCUGCUGGGGCCUUUGUUGUCAAGUUGUAUGUCAACAUCUGGAUUUGUGGUGUUCUUUCAAACUUUGUCCCUAAACGUCCUAAUGUUGUGAGUGAGAAUGAGCUAGCUUCACUAGUCUUUAGUGAAGCUUAUUCCACCGCCUUGAGUAUCACUACUAUUGUGUGAAGUACUAUAUUAUUUAUUGUAAAUCAAAAGUUAAACACAUUGUGUGACAUUCUCAGUCAGAGAUCUUCAUCAGACAGAAGUUUCUCACUGUACCCAUAGAGACAUGUAUGGGUGCACACACAGUAUUGCACUGCUCCUGCCAGUCCCAGUGUGGGUGUGUGUGUUCUGUAUUUAGCAGUUCUCUGCCUCUGUUCCUCCCCAGGGAAACUCUGUCCAACCAGGUGACAGGGGAGGAGAGAAACUUCCAGAAGACAGAUAAGGACAAGGAGCUGGAGAAUCUGAGGAAUGAGGUAAAUAGUCACAAACAACUCUAGCAGACUCUGGGCCUUUUGAUGAAGAAAUGAAGAAAACUUGCAUUGGGUCCUAUGCUUUUUCUCUGGACUGGCAUACAAUGGCUGUAACUCUAUAUUGGCUGAAACCUGUCUCUCUCUCCCUGUAGAUUGCGGUGCUGCGAGGUGAGAACGCCAUGGCCAAGAUGCUGCAGUCUGCCGUGGAGGCGCUGGAGAGAGACAAGUCCCAACUACAGGGAUGUGUCACUAGCCUUGAGCAGAGGCUCAUGGGACAGCAGGCCUCCGAGGGAGGGGACAGUGGAGUGCCUUCCUCAGGUGACGCAGCUCUGGACCAGCUGAGAGAAGAGAAGGAGUUUGCAGAGGGACAGGUAUGAUUAGCAAUUAGUAUUAAAAUUGCAUCAUCUGCUUGUCAUUUAUACAGGAAAUAAUUUGCAUAGAUAGAUAUCCGCACUUCCACCAUUGUCUCACAGUCCACCUCACUCUUUCUUAUAUAAACUUGACUGUGGUCUCUCUUUCGUCUCUCCCUCCAUAUAUUUGCCUCCUUCAGAUUAACUUCCUGAACAGUGUGAUCGUGGACCUGCAGAGGAAGAACGAGGAGUUGAAGGUGAAGCUGAAGAAGAUGGUUCUUGCUGAGUUCAACGGCAACGACGGCACUGACGGGUCAGUCUUAUAACCUAUAACCUCUGAACCCUAACCUUAGCCCUUUUAGUUACAGUUGUUGACAGACCCGUCAAAAUGCACUAUUGCAAAAUCCCUAAUCUCUCUCUCUGUCUCUAGUUUUGAAGAGGGUGGAUCUAAGAAGGACAAGAAGGCUCCUCCUCGUCUGUUCUGUGAUAUCUGUGACUGUUUCGACCUCCAUGACACCGAGGACUGUCCCACCCAGGCCCAGAGCCCUGACUCAGUGCCCCACUCUUCCUUCAAGGGCAAGCCCGCCGACCAACGGCCAUACUGCGACAUCUGUGAGGCCUUUGGUCACUCCACAGAGUCCUGCCAGGACGACCAGACCUUCUAG